AUGACGGCAACGGAGUCGUCCUUCCAUAUCUCCAACACCGAACCCCGAGUCCCACCAUACCCACAACCCAAGCCCCACCGUAGUUCCGCUCUAAGGUGGAUCCUCAUCCUCCUUCCCAUCCUCAUCCUCUUCUUCAUCAUCAUCCUCAUUCUCUCACUCACCGUCUUCAAACCCAAAAACCCAACAAACCAAAUCCUCUCAGCCGCCGUCGGCGGCGUCUCACCCCGAGUCGAACUUCCCCAACUUAAGCUCCAGCUCAAUAUCACCUUAAACCUCCAGAUCCUCGUCCACAACCCCAACCAUGCAAGCUUCAAACACGGUCUUGGCGCCGCCAUCGUUUACUACCACGGCUCUCAGGUUGCGGUGGCGGAUCUUUCUCCGGGAACCGUCCCUGCAACUGGAUCCGAAACUCUUGCUGCCAAUUUGACUCUUGAGGCGGACCAGUUCGUUCCUGAAAUUAAUGGGUUCAUUAGCGAUGUGAUGGCAGGAGAAUUUGAGAUUGAGACUAAAUCAACUGUUCCCGGACGGAUUAAGUUUCUGGGGAUCUUUCAGAAACACGCUGUUAGUCUUUCAGAUUGCCGGAUUGUGAUUGGUAUCUCUGAUCUUAAGGUUCGGAGUCAGGAGUGCAAUAACAAGAUCAAAUUUUAA
Macadamia integrifolia is the source of this 648-nucleotide messenger RNA. RefSeq lists its product as uncharacterized. The transcript has a single exon. The record is from RefSeq and is a predicted model, not a curated record. The coding region runs from base 1 to 648 and encodes 215 amino acids. Lineage: Eukaryota; Viridiplantae; Streptophyta; Magnoliopsida; Proteales; Proteaceae.